This is a messenger RNA of Betta splendens (Siamese fighting fish), 3586 nucleotides long. RefSeq names its product abhydrolase domain containing 17A, depalmitoylase b (gene abhd17ab). NCBI's taxonomy places the organism in Eukaryota, Metazoa, Chordata, Actinopteri, Anabantiformes, Osphronemidae. Gene Ontology annotation, biological process: protein depalmitoylation. Gene Ontology annotation, cellular component: endosome membrane; plasma membrane. Gene Ontology annotation, molecular function: palmitoyl-(protein) hydrolase activity. The transcript is spliced from 5 exons. The coding region runs from base 713 to 1681 and encodes 322 amino acids. The record is from RefSeq and is a predicted model, not a curated record.
UGUCGCUUCCGGAUGCGGUGAAACGGCAGAUACGUAGGAAAACACUGCACGAACAUGGAUUAAUUUAAAUGGCAAGACGCCGUCCCGAAGGUCCGAGGGCAUAUCAGCGCAGUCUACGUUCAGUCCGCGAAGAUAAAUAAAGCCGAUGGAAACUGUUUGCGACCGCUUUUUCUACCAAAGUCCCGAGUCCAUGUUGUUUAUACGGACUAGUCGUGUUUUUGUCCUUUUGCUAGCUUAAGCCAGUGUAGCGUUAGCUCGGAGGCGCAAAAGAAUAUAUUUGCUCCUCUGAUAAAGUAUGUGACAUCUUUUCUUGUCUUUGCAUUUAUAUUGCACGUCACGACACGACUCUGAAAAGCGCCCGGACUUAGUUCUGGUCACUUUGAGGUCGAGGCUUCGUUGGAAACGCUUGUUGCUGACUGUCAACAAAACCGAAGAGUCGCACAUCCAGGAGGCGUUUGGGAAAAACCGUGUCUGAAAACGCUCGUCGACGUCUCGAAGAAGUGGGACAAGAUGUGCGCGCUGUGGACCUCAGGCAGCACACACAACAUGCGUAAAUAGCACCUUCUCGUCAGCUGUUCCUCCGUCUUCUCACAAACAGCGACUCCGUCUUUGAAUUUCGCUGAAGUGGAGGAAGUUUGUUUUUCUCCUUGGAUUUUUGCUUCAACGCGGCUCAUUUCUGCUUAGUUUGAGCUCUUCUGAUCAACAGUGAAGGAUGAAUGGCCUCUCUCUCAGUGAGCUUUGCUGUCUCUUCUGCUGCCCGCCCUUCCCCAGUCGCAUUGCAGCCAAGCUGGCCUUCCUGCCCCCUGAGCCCACAUACACCUUCCUUCCAGACCCAGAGACGGGCCCGGCCGCGGGGCCGCAGGCGAUGGGGUCAUCUAGCCUUCGGUCGCGCAGUGGCGCCUCGGUUGCAGGAAGCGGAGGGGCUGGGACUGUGGAGGGGAGGUGGAAGCUUCACAUGACAGAGCGGGCAGAGUUUCAGUACUCGCAGAGGGAGCUGGACACGGCAGAGGUGUUCCUCACACGCUCCAGCCGCGGGAACAAAAUAGGCUGCAUGUAUAUUCGCUGUGCUCCCAAUGCAAGAUUUACAGUCCUUUUCUCCCAUGGGAACGCUGUCGACCUGGGGCAGAUGAGCAGUUUCUACAUCGGCCUUGGCACUCGUAUCAACUGCAACAUCUUUUCCUACGACUACUCAGGCUAUGGUGUCAGCACUGGGAAGCCAUCGGAGAAAAACCUCUAUGCAGACAUAGACGCUGCCUGGCAUGCCCUGCGCUCACGUUAUGGCAUCAGCCCAGAGAAUAUUAUCCUCUAUGGACAGAGCAUUGGUACAGUUCCCACUGUGGACCUGGCAUCACGAUAUGAGUGCGCUGCCGUAGUCCUUCACUCACCUCUAACAUCUGGCAUGAGAGUGGCCUUUCCCGACACGAAGAAAACCUACUGCUUCGAUGCUUUCCCCAACAUUGAGAAAGUUUCCAAAAUCACAUCUCCAGUCCUCAUCAUCCACGGCACAGAGGACGAGGUGAUCGACUUCUCCCACGGCCUCAGUCUGUUUGAGCGUUGCCCCAAAGCGGUGGAGCCUCUGUGGGUGGAGGGAGCGGGACACAAUGACAUUGAACUGUACAGCCAGUAUCUGGAGCGCCUGCGCCGCUUCAUAGGACAGGAGUUAGCGGUACAGCACGUCUGACCAUCACCACUACAACCAUUAUCAGUUUUUAAAUGAACAUUUUUCUCUGCCCGCUUAGGGCUUGGCCUCUGUUUCUGGGGGGGGGGGGGGUCUCAGCCGUCCCUUUGCUCAUCAAUGCUUCCUGGACUUCAGCCUUGUACAUCCUGUUGUGCUCAGUUUGUUCUUGUAGUGUGCAAUAAUAUAGACGGUGACCACAGGAAAAGGACCUUCGCUGAACCACUUUAUGGUUCAAAUAGAACAUUUUUGUUUGUUGUUGUUUUCCCUUUCAGCUCAUGCAGUUUGUGUAUAAUCUUAAUUUAAACCAAGUUAACUAGAUGAUGUGAUGAAGCAUGGGGGCAGCGUUUUAUGCUCUGACAUGAUGGGGGGCUGCUUUGGGUUCUCAUCGGUUUCAAAACCACAAACAGGUUUGUCUACAUUGAGGAUCAAGCUUUUAUUAGUAAUUCAUCUACAAUCUAUUGCAAUUCUAUACAAAGUUAUCCUCUGGUGAGUCUCUUCAGCACUGAUCUCUUCAAGGUGGUGGUGGUGGUGGAACCACAGUCACUGACACCGUGUCUUAUACUAAUCUGCUCUGUGUGUGCAGAUCUGAGGGGGACGAGGCUUUGGGUUUGUUUUUAUUCCUGGGGAAAUGACCACGAUGCAUAGGGAGAAGGUUGUUUUUUACUGAACAUUCAGCUCAGGUAAUUCUCUUUUAGACACUAGUGUUUUAUGCAGAUCAAAUUCACCCACGGUGAAUAAGGACCGGUUUUAUAAUUUUAUUGAAUUCAUAAAGCUCUUGUAACCGAGGUUAGCAUUGCAAACUUUAGCUAUAAAAGUCCUUCUCCCAGAGAGGGUGCAGCGUUGGGUUUGUUCAGAGAGUCUAAGAGGCUGUUGACCCUCUCGUCUUUGUUUUGGUUUGAACGUCUUGUUUGUCUCACACCAGCAGGUCACAUCUGUCUGUAAAGUUCCUCUUUCCCUUGGUGUGUGGAACAGAGAAGUAACAGGCCUGGUUUCUGUCUUAUACAGGUUAUUUAGGGUAAUGCGGGCAAGUAAAUAAAUAAAUGUAUAUAUAAAACAUUUUUAAAUGUUACUUAAUAACUUCCACCCUCACAUAAGCAAAGAAACAUACCACAGUGUAGUUCUACUACUGGACAGGAGUUCAGUGUUCAUCGUUUAUCAUCUUGUUUGACGAACUAGACACCAUGUAACUGGUUUACAGUCGGCGUCUUGACGAGAUCAGUAUUAACAGCACGCGUUCCUAGACAUUUGUGGUGGUUCUUUGGGGAAACAUCACUGAUUGCUGUCCUGUUUUGGCUGCUCUGAAGUCCUUUUGGGUUGAAUCGCCUCCACUUUCUUUUGAACUGUCUUUCCAGGACUAGACGUGAGGGUGCAGUCAGAAGCAUUUAUCUCAAAGGUGCAACACACGAGACACUGGUCUCCUUCUAUUUACGGCAACAAACCAAGUGUUUUUAGUAAACUGAAUUGAUUUAUUGGAAUCUUCACUGACAGUUUCUUGUUGAAGCCUGUUGGUGUAUGUUUGUGUGUUUUGCCCAGUCUGCCAUUGUCUUUAUUUGUAUCUUUAUAACCAAAGGCUAAGUGUAAUGUUAUUUAUCUAUAAUCUUGUUCCGCUAAAUAUUUGAAGGCUUCUAUAAAUGAGUGACACUGCUUAAUAAUUACCGUAUCAUGUUGAGUCCGAUUUUCAAUAUGCAAAGGAAGCAACCAAGUAACGGUGUUUGGUUUUUCAAGCUGUUAUUUCACUUUGUCGUGUGCGUGCGCGUGUGUGCGCGUGUGUGCGCGUGUGUGUGUGUGUGUGUGUGUGUGUGUGUGUGUGUGUUGUUUUUCCUUGUAUACUGACUCAUUUAGUUUUGAAAGUCUUUUCUCAAAGCAGAUUAAUUAGACAUUAAUAAAAACUUAAUCAGCGAUUGACAA